Molecule: messenger RNA, 1691 nt
Organism: Seminavis robusta
Lineage: Eukaryota; Bacillariophyta; Bacillariophyceae; Naviculales; Naviculaceae
Source: the annotation of a GenBank genome assembly
ACCCGCAGGAACCCUCUAACUAAGUCGGAAAAGAGUGCAGAUUUUUCCCGGAAACUCCCGCACACCGGGGGAGGUGCAUCCCAGUCAAGGCAGAGCACAAUUUGGCCUCAAACCCACGAAUAAUUCUUCCCUAUCCUUGUUUGGUCCGAUCUUUCACAUGUAAAAAGAUACCACCAUGGUAAGGCGAAACCGUCAGUCUCCAUUCGGGUAAAGCGCAGAAAACGAUUCGAUUCGGUUCAACUCAACAAAGAAACAAACAUGUUUUGGGAAGCGUAGCAUCUCUUGGCCCAAAAUCUAUUUGAAUGCGUGAUUGUUUCGCAAAACCGUAAUCUUCGCUCCCGUCAUUAUUCGUUUUGCAAUAAUUUCAAAUAGGAGACAGUAAUAGUUACGCACCAUGGGCAUUUUGUCAUCAUGGACAUCCUUUAUGGAUGAUCCUCAUCAUAUCAUAUUGCGACCCUACUGGGUCUGUGGUUGCACAUACGUGUUACUGCUCUCGGUCUUCUUGCUCUUUGUGCUCAUUGGUUGGCCUGGCGGUCCCAUUGGCUGCAUCUACGAAGAACCGCACGAUGGAUGCUACUGCGAAGCUUUCGAUCUUGAAGAUGUGGAAGAAGGCAAGCCUGGAGUACGUCAACCGGUCAAUACAUGGUUCAAUCUCUUUGUCAUUAUCCCUUCCAGCUUUGUGGCGUGGAGAAUGAGUCAAGACCGGAAACAGCUCUUUGGCAAAGACUUCCCCGAAUCCACAACAGAGCAAGACGAGGAUGGCGAAGAACCGAGAAACGAAGGGACUACGAGUGUUGGUGGAGAUGAAGCUACCGAAAUUGAUUUGACCGUUACGUCCACAGCAACGAGUUUCAGGGAGGAAGGGACUACAGUGACAUGUGCGACGGUCGCAAAACUCAACAAUGUCAUGUUGUCAGACAAUCUCAUUGCAGAUUGGUAUGUCUUGACGACAGUAUUUAAUGGCCUUGGCAAGAUGUUCUUCCAUGGGAGCCUAACGCGAUGGGGCACCUACGUGGACGGCGUCAGCUCGAAUUUCUUUUUUGCCUUCAUCCCUUGGUAUACGAUCCGGAGAGUCCAUCAUUCCGAUCAAGUGUUUUGGCUUGGAUACUUUGGAACCAUUGUCGUCAUUAGCUGUGCUCAAAUUAUUUUUGGGUCCCUGCUGGCGGUGUAUGUACUGAUGCUCACCUACUGUUUUAUGGAACUCUACAUUCUCGCCGCCAAAGGUGUCUUCUUGGGGGGGACGUGCAGGUCGGUGACUACUUGGAUGCUGGCCAUCGCUGUCAUGCUAGUGGCUACCUUCUUUUGGUGGGGCUCCCGUACUGGACGGGUCAUGUGUGACCCGGAAAGUUUUUGGCAAAUCCAUGGGUUGGUAUGGCACCCUUUGUCCGACGUUACCAUGGUUCUGUUGUACCUGUACUGGAGAGAUGGUGACGAUGAAAUAUUGGAAGAAAGAUAUGACGAUUAUGAUUAAUCAUGCCAGCAACAACCGACUAGUUGCUAGCGACUAGCCAUCCUGAAAAGGCCUAGCCGUUGGCAAGAAUUUUGCCGAAGACAAAUCUACAAAGCUAUGUAGCCGGUUCAUAGUAAUGGUAUGCAGUACUUAUGUAUCAGUUAGACAGAAACAACGACACCAAGUUGCCACCUGCACGUUGGUGUACCUGGCAAAAUCAGGGUUCAGUAGCAACACACAU